This is a messenger RNA of Cherax quadricarinatus, 5938 nucleotides long. The record is from RefSeq and is a predicted model, not a curated record. Lineage: Eukaryota; Metazoa; Arthropoda; Malacostraca; Decapoda; Parastacidae.
GUACUCCUGCUAUCAGCAGUGACGAUGGUCACUCUGCCCGACGCACUGAGGGGUAAACAGUGCCUCGUCUUCACUGCCACACCAGCACUGAUAUUAAGCAGUGCCUUUUCUUCAGCGGCUGAUCAGUGCCAACCCUUUCUUCCACAUCUGUCGACCUUUACAUUCUUGGAGUGCCAAUCACACGUUUGGCUCCCCUUAACAACAGUGCCCAUUCCGUGCUCAGAGCGCUAAACCAAAAACCACUUUUUCCAAAGGUGUCAACCGAUUUUCCCUGUUUUCAGAUUCUUCACGGAAAGUGCCAAGGUCUUCCAGUGAAAAGAUCUUUACAGAGGUGAAAAUUUAUAUCUUGGAGUGCCAUCCCCUAAUCGGCAACGUGCCAACAUCUCUGGAAUCGUGACGAGAUGACGAAACAUGAACCAACAAUAACUUGAAGCUGAAUUCCCAACUGAACAAAAAGCAUCCAGGACGUCACUAAGAGAGAUGAAGCGUCCAUUUAUCCAUCACUUGGCACUACUGUUGCUGUUACUGCUGGCACUCUGCACCCAUCUAACUCGAUCGAUUUACCACCCAGACUUCGCCAGCAGCUCUAAUAAGGUGAAGGAAAGGAUCGACCUCAAAUCUCCUUGGGAAUUCUACACCUCCAGCAGCACUACUCGGGCUCCAGUAAGGGUGUACCCCAGAGGGAGAAAUCGAGGUGCAUCUCCAGCCGCUGGACAUAAAAACCGAGAUGAGGAAGAAGAAGCAAGACAUUCGUGGAGACAAGAGGACGACACAGCAGCAGCUGGUGUGGGAUAUAAUCACCGCUCUAAUGAGCCAACACCCAAUACAUUAGGAUCAUUAAUUCCUGGAGUGCUCAUUCCAGCACGCAAUGUGCUUAGACCACACGCUGUUGUACGACCCUUGCCUGCACGUCGCACUCCAGUACGACGCCUGCCUCCAGGUUAUUCUUCAAGAGGUCGAGGUCAAGUGGUACCUGGGGUGCUGACCUGUCCUAAUCUUAAUGGUUUAUUCCCAUAUCUGCAGGACUGCUCAAAGUUCAUUAACUGUGGCGAUGGACGACCACACUUGCAGUCAUGUGCAGCGGGAACAUUGUUCAACGCGGAAAAAAGCAUCUGUGAUUGGCCUCAAGCGGUUACCUGCCCGACACCUUCCCAUGGCACUGACCUACAGACCACAUCCCAUAGGGAAACACCCGUACGGGCCACACCCAGACUAACCCCACCCCCGCGGACUGCACCCCCUCUGACUACAACGCCGCCGACAACACCCCGGCUGACUACACCCCGGCUGACUACACCCCGGCUGACUACACCCCGGCCGACUACACCCCGGCUGACUACACCUCGUGGAACUACCGAAGGGUAUCAUGCUAGAUCUGCUGUCUUGUCUAAUCUUGGUAAUCAGCUGACACAGGGUGCCAAGUCUGCGGCUGCAAGCCUCGUCGACUUCGCCAAGGAAAUUAAGGCUAAGGUGAAAGCAUCUUUUGACAAGACGAGAAGCAAGAAGCGUCAGAAACAACUCCAGGGCAAAGAGGCGGAUAUUCUCUGUCCGCGACCUGACGGACAAUUUCCUUAUAUAAAGGACUGCUCCAAGUUCAUCAAGUGUUGGCGGGGCCAGGCGAGCCUCCGCAAGUGCACCUCAGGUUUACUCUUCAACGCGAACAAAGGCAUUUGCGACUUCCCACGGAGGACAGUGUGUCCCAAGAUUCCGGAGAAAAAAAGAGAACCCAGAAUGAUAACGGUGACGCCUCCAGCAUCCGGCCAGAGACUGAGGCUUAGAGGGGGUACCGCCCCCUGGGCUGGCUAUGUCCAGGUGAACGGUGGAAGGGAGGGAUGGCACCUGGUGGCAGACUCUCCACAUGGCUGGACUAAAGACGAAGCAUCGGUCGUCUGCAGGAGCCUUGGCUUCACCAGAGGAGCUGUAUCGGCUACCCAGGGGCUUUCCUUUGGUCUUGUGUCCGGGAGGAGUGCCGGGGUGCGUCAGGUGGACUGCCAGGGCCAGGAGCAACAUCUCAUGAACUGUAGCCUUAAGCUGGGAGCUCCGGAGGAUCUCGAUAAGACAGUGGUCGGAGUGCGCUGCCUGAGGAACUGGGUGUCUGAGUGUGGUGCUGUAGGGGGAGUUCGCUGGGGUAACAAAUGCUACUUCGUCCACACCUCCGCCCUCGUGUCGCACUCUGAGGCUCGUGUCAGGUGUUCUUCCAGGGGUGCCAGGCUCCUCUCUAUCACCUCCCAGACUGAGAGUAAUUUCGUGUCUGACAUGCUGGAGGCGAUGGGUGGGGACAGCGUGGGUUUCCACACUGGCGGUGUAAGGACCAAAAUAUUCAGCGAGACCUACUGGCUGUGGCAGAACUCCUCCAUUCCUCCUGCAGCAACCUUACCUUUUUCACUGUGGUGGCCAGGUCAGUUGAAGAGGGUGGAACGCUACCCAGAGCGGCCAGCCGGCCGAGCAGGGCAGUCUGGGAUAACCCAGUGCAUAGUGCUGAAGAACAAAUUCUCAGUACCCCAGGAAGAAGGAAAUGAACCAGUUACGGCCUCAGCAGAGUACUUCUUUUGGAAGUUAUCUAACUGCGCGCUAAAGCUGCAUUACGUGUGUGAAACCAACAAGGUCGACGUUGGCUGCAUCAAGGGUCGAGGGAUGACUUACUCAGGCACAGCCAACAUCACUGCUCAGGGUGAACCCUGCUUGUUGUGGAGUGACCCGAAGGUUCAACCAAAGGUGAAAGAUUUACCCAUGGCUGCUGACCUCAGGGACAACUACUGUGCCAACCCAGACGGUGAUGACAUCCCAUGGUGCUUCACUGCCAGAGAAGAAGCCAGUUUUUGCGAUAUUCCCAGAUGUAAGCAGCAAGUGGAGGAUAUACCAGCAGAACCCCCUGACGACCUGGUGGGAGUGUGUCCUACUGACAAGUUUGCCUGCACGUCUGGCAGCUGUAUCCACAGUGAAUGGCAAUGUGACGGACAGGAGGACUGUGAUGACAAGAGUGACGAGGUGGGGUGCCCCGACUACAGCCACGAGUUCAGAAAGCAAGUGAGGCACAGGUUGCAAGGGAACGAGGUAGAGAAGUGGCUGUACACCAUCAAGACAACCUGUGCUGCCCGCUGCAUCCAGGCCAAGAACUUCGUCUGCAAGUCGUUUAACUACCAGGAGUCCACAGAGACGUGUAUCCUGAGCAACAGCAACGUGGGGCUCUCUGGAGGUUUGGUUCCUGCUGAGGACUGGGAGUACUACGAACUGAAGAACUUGACUGUGGACUGUACCAACAUGUUCGUCUGUAAUGAUAAUAAAUGCAUCGACAUGACCCUGCAAUGUGAUGGUCGUCGGGACUGUGAAGAAGGUGAGGACGAGGAGCAGUGUGCCAAACAGCUGAACUUCGAGGUGCGGCUCGUCAACGGCUCUGGCCCCCACGAGGGCCGCGUCGAGGUCAAAGUGUUCGGUCGAUGGGGCCCCGUGUGUGACGACAUGUGGGGGGUGCCAGAUGGGGACGUAGUGUGCCAACAACUGGGCUUUACUUCCGGAGCUAAGGAAGUCUUCCAAAAUUCACGCUUUGGCUCUGGCACCAGUCAGUAUCUGAUGGAUGAUCUCAACUGCCAUGGUAAGGAGACCUCGCUGGCUGAAUGCGACUUCGCUGGCUGGGGCGAACACGACUGUCAGGAGUCAGAGGCGGCAGGAGUGAUGUGCUUCCAGGCUGGGGAGUCGUGUUCCCAUGAGCAGUGGAAGUGCGACAACGGUCGCUGCGUCGGCCUCAGGUUCCUCUGUGACACCGUCGACGACUGUCACGACAACUCCGACGAGGAUCGAGAGAUGUGCGAGGCCCCGGUAGAGGUGCGUCUCGUAGCGGUGGCGCAGGCGUUGGUCCGAGUAAUGGAUGGAGACAGCCAGGGACGCGUAGAAGUGAAGCACCUGGGGAUCUGGGGCAGUGUGUGUGAUGAUGACAUCGGUAUGGAGGGAAAGGGGAAAGUGUUGUGUCGCAUGCUGGGGUGGGAAGGGGCCUCUCACAUCGACAAGAAUAAUACUUUCGGCCCUGGUAGUGGUCCGGUGUGGCUGGACGACGUGCGGUGCCUGGGGUAUGAGACCAGUGUGACACAGUGCCAACACGUGCCCUGGGGCCAGACCAAUUGCGACCACACUGAGGACGUCGGACUUCGAUGCUCAAAAAAUCCAGCGAGGAACGAGCCGAGUCAGCCUGAGGUAUCACCGCCUGCGUCGGGGCUGCCACCCACGUGUGGGAGGCGGGCAGUGGAAGACAGGCCGCCCUCCCUUAUUAUGGAGUCCCCCAAGGUGGUGGGGGGCCACACGCCCCCUCCUGGAGCCCAUCCCUGGAUGGUGGCUAUCAACCUGAGAACGAGGUCAGGGCCAUCCCAGUGGUGUGGAGGAGCGAUACUGACAGCAGAUUACGUGCUGACAGCUGCCCACUGCGUUAUCAAGUACCCGGCCACCACCUUCCUCCUCAAGAUAGGAGACUACUCCACUAUGGAUAAGGAAGAGGAAGAGCAGGAGUUCUACGUGUCCUCUGUGAUCAUCCACCCAGAGUUCGACAAGGGUCCAUACCUCAACAACGAUGUGGCUCUCCUCAAGAUUGUCAGGAAGAAUGGGAAGGGUAUACAGUUUGGCAAGUUGGUGCUUCCUGUGUGUCUGGUACCGUCCAACUGGAAGUACCAUUCCUACCUCAACUGUACCGUUGCAGGGUGGGGCAGCCUGGGUAUUUCAGAGGGAUACUCCAAUGUGCUGCAGUCUGCCCUCCUGCCCAUCCUGCCAGAGGAGGUGUGUACUGCAGAGUACGUGUAUGGGGCAUCACGACUUACCCAGGGGAUGUACUGUGCAGGAUACCUGGAAGGGGGUAUUGAUACCUGUCAGGGUGACUCUGGAGGUCCGAUGGUUUGCUUCGUGGAUGGUCGCUACACUGCUGUAGGAAUCACCAGCUGGGGCUCCGGGUGUGCCAGACCCAACAAACCUGGCGUCUACACCAGACUUACUCGCUACCUUCAGUGGAUCUACUCCAACCUAGACUAACUUAUUCAGCAUCUGCCAGUUAAUAUAUUCCAGCCUGGGCUAGCUUACUGAUGUGCCAGUGAAUCUACUCUGAUCUGGACUAGCUCACUCAUGAAAACAGUCGAUCUACGCCGGUCUGAAGUCGAUCUACGCCGGUCUGAAGUCGAUCUAUGCCAAUCUGAGCUUCCUUAAUCAAAACAGUCCAUCUACGCUAGUCUGAGCUAGUUCAUUCAUCUAAACAGUCGAUCUACGCUAAUCUCAGCUACCUUACUCAUCUGUGAGUCAGUUUUCUAUAUGAGAUAAUUUUCAAAUCUACAUGCCGACCUAAUUCUGAUUGAGACAGUGACAAACUGCCGAUAGUUUUAAAACAAGAUAUGACUCAGUGAAAGACUUCAACCCGACUCAGGGCUUUUUCCAACUACGCUGAAAAAGUCCAAUGUGAAAAAAAGACAUUCAAACAGAACUCGUUGAAGGAAACAUUAUGCUGUGAAUAGUUUUUCUUGGGUCUGACAGAGGGACAACUCAGCAAGGAGACUAUAAUGGCGGAGCCAGGUGGCUAGCAGCCGUGAGAGAUUAGGUUAGGUUAGGUAAGACUGGUCAGGAAACAGGACAAAUGUUUCCUGGUGCUGGUCUUAGUCAUAUGAUAACCCACCGCUGGAGUUUUUGGUUAUCUGAAAGAGAACUUCCACUGGCUUACCCGUCCAUCUCUUUAAAAAUUAAAGUUAACCAUUUUUUUGGACUAGCGAGAGAUGUUUACUUGUCUCUGCAUUAGGACUGAAGAAGCCGCUCGUGGCGAAACGUUUCCUUUAAUAACUGUCCUGAACUGCACUUGUCUUUUCUCCACAUUGAGCUUUUCUAGUGGACAUGAGGAAGCCAACUGUCAGGUGAAAUAUCUUCAUUGUUUUUAUGUCUUUUCGACUGACCUUGGUUUGCCACAGGUGACUUGAAA